Molecule: messenger RNA, 4419 nt
Organism: Notolabrus celidotus (New Zealand spotty)
Lineage: Eukaryota; Metazoa; Chordata; Actinopteri; Labriformes; Labridae
Product: SUN domain-containing protein 1-like
Exons: 16
Coding region: 294-2261 (655 amino acids)
Biological process (GO): nuclear envelope organization
Cellular component (GO): meiotic nuclear membrane microtubule tethering complex; nuclear envelope
Molecular function (GO): protein-membrane adaptor activity
Source: RefSeq, a predicted model, not a curated record
GUUGUUGUUAGCUUGCUAGCGCUGCUGUCAAACCUCCGUACAGUCACAGCAGCCAGCGUCCGUCUGUCUCUCCAACUAAUGCCACCAAGCGCCACACUUUACUUCUGUACGUCCAUUAAUAAUUCAGCCUGUGUUUCUGUGGACUUUUAUCAGAGUUAAAGGGAGUGUGAAUGUGUCUGUAAAAGGAGCUCGUUGGUCGUGAGGAGCUGAAGAAGAGGAUUUUCAUUUCCUGACGGAGACUUUGACAGUUAACUGCCGGGCUGGUGGGUCGGAGCCUCUCAACAUCACAAGCCAUGUCUCGUAGGAGUUCUCGCCUGGUGUCUGGCGGCUAUUACAACUCAGAUGAAGAAUCUGACUCAAGUAGCGUGACAAACAUUUCCUACCGGGAAAACCCUGUCAAGGUUUUUAAGAAGAAGGUGGGGAACCGUAAGAGUGGUUCUCGUACCCCCACCAAAUCCAAGAGCAAUGCCAGAACUUCCACCCCUGAGCCGCUGGACACUGCAGGCCAGUAUGACGGCCUGACUCCUUCUCCCCUGAGCAUCCAGACCCAGACAACCAUGAGGACGGUCCCCUACAUUCCCGCCGUGGCGACCCCUCGGCCUGCCCUGACCCCAUCAUCGUCUCGGAGUCAAACGCCAACACGUUCCCCGUCAGUACCUCCAGAGACCAGCUCCUACUCUGGGCUGUACAGCUCCAGCAGCAGAGCGGGAUUACACCUCAGACCAAACCUCAAGGAGCUGAGUCAGAGCAGCGUGGACAGCUCAGGGUACUCGUCCUCUGAGGGGACGCACAGGAAGUCCUCAGCCACCACCACCACCACCACCACCACCACCAGCAGCAGGCUCCACAGUACCAGUGGAGCUCUCAGUGGAGCUCCCAGUGCUGGAUACAGAAGCAGAAUCAGCAGUGCCUUCUUAAGCCUGAUGGACUCGUUCUCAUUGACAGCCGCUGCAGUUCACUCUAAAUUAACCCAUCUUCAGACAUCUUUAGCUAAUACGUCACUCAGCAGUAAGAUGAAGAAGGCGUGUGGUCUACUUCUCCUCCUCCUCAUCUUACUUUUAUGUAUUUGGCUCCUCCUCCCUCUGUUGACCUCUUUCAUCUCCCGUAUGACUGUCACAAAGACCCCAUCACAAACCAAACCUCAGAUUCAACCUGUUGUUCGUGCACCUCCUCCUCCUCUUCCUCAACCCAACAUCAUGCCUCCUGCACCAGUGGUGGAUCCAGCCAUUGUGUCUGCAGCUGUAGAAGUGAAGAUGCAGCGUCUUAUGCAAGAGCUUCAGGUGAAGCAUCAGGAUCUGCAGCUGAAACAGGAGCACCUUCUCUCCCAGAUGAAGGAGAGACUACAGCUGGACAUGCAGGACUUGAAAGCCAAACUUGAGGUUGUGGACUCAAACAGUCGUCUGCAUCUGGAGCAGGAGCUGGCCGGGUUGGGCAGGAAGAUGGAGGGUUACCAGACAGACAGCAGCAACUCUGCUGCCGGUCUUAGCCUUAGGAUCCACGCUUUAGAGGCCCAGAAUGCCAAGCUGUCCCAGGAGUUGUCCUCCAUCCAGCUGAUGCCUCCUCCAGCCCCCUGCCCCGAUGCAAGCUCCACUCCCGUCCAAAACCAGCUCACCCCAGAGCUCCAACUGGCCCUGGAGGCAUGGUUCACAAACCGCAUCAAGGAGCAUGAUGCGAUCCGUCUCGGGGACAAAGCAGCUGCAGGCGCCUCAGAGUGUGGACGUCCCAUGGCAGAUAAAAUGGCAGACUUUGCUCUGGAGACUCAAGGUGCCAGUGUGAUCAGCACCAGGUGUUCAGAGACGUACCGUAUCCGUUCAGCUUGUGUGACCCUGUUUGGUUUUCCUCUGUGGUACCCGUCUGAAAGCCCGCGCACCGUGAUUCAGGGCUUCCCGGUGCUGCUCCCUGGGAAAUGCUGGGCGUUUCACGGUGUCCAGGGGACUCUUGUGAUCUCUCUGUCGCACCCCAUCAAGAUAACUCAUGUGACUCUGGAUCACCUGCCGCGCUACAACUCCCCUACCGGCCGCAUCGACUCCGCCCCCAAAGACUUUGAAGUCUAUGGAAUGAAAAAUGACACAGAAGAAGGAACUCUGCUCGGGACUUUCACUUAUGAGGAAGACGGUGAAUCAACGCAGACGUUCAAGCUGCCCAACCCUGAUGACGUUGUGUAUCGCUGCAUGGAGCUGCGUGUCCUCACUAACUGGGGUCAUGUCGAAUACACGUGUCUUUACCGCUUCCGUGUCCACGGACAGAUCGCCUCCACAUGAGACUCCAGAUCCUCUGCAGUGAAUUCAAACAUAUCUUGAAGCACAUUUUCAACAUGCUUCCCUUUCUAAGAAAACAAAAUGAAGUUGUGGAAUCAGGGUCAAAUGCUACUGAAGAAAGUGUUCAGUGUGAGUACUGCCACUCCCUUUGCUUCAAUGUAAGUGACAGUCAAAGAGUUUCUUGUUGCACUAUAACGUCGGUGCACGCUUUGAUGACUUUGUACAGAAAAGAAUGUAAAUGACGUUUUAUUCAAACCAAAUAUCUACCUAGUCAAACCACCUUUGAGCGUAAGGUUCUGGAAACUUUAUGUUCUGCAUCAUUUGAGAGUGCCAUAGAGUAAGUGUUGUUGUUGCUGUUACUGAAUGAUAUUGCUGUUUAUCAGGGGUUUGUUUUCGUUGACGUAGAGCUCUGGGGUUUUAUUUUGAGAUUUAAAAAACAGCACUUCCAGGGUUGAAGUGAAAUAAGAAGAUAUAUAGAGUACAAGUCAAAAGUUUGGACACACCUUCUCAUUCAAUGUUUUUUUAUUUAUUUUAAUUAUUUUCAACAUUGUAGAUUAAUAGCACCCUCUCCUUCACCUCCCAUAUCAACCACGUCACCCGGUCCGCCUACUUUCACCUCCGCAAUAUUAACCGUCUCUGUCCUUCACUCACUCCCCACUCCACUGCCAUUCUUGUUCACAGCCUUGUCACCUCCAGUUUGGACUAUUGCAACUCCCUUCUGUUUGGUCUUCCCCACAAAACCCUCCAUAAACUUCAACUGGUUCAAAACUCAGUCGCCCGUAUCAUCACACGCGCCGCCUCCUUCCACCACAUCACACCCAUCCUGCAACAGCUCCACUGGCUCCCCAUCACAGACCGGAUCAACUACAAAAUACCUCUCCUCACCUUCAAAUCCAUACACAACCUCGCCCCCUCCAUAUCUCUCUGACCUCCUCCAUACUGCCACACUCGUCCGCACCCUCAGAUCUUCCUCCUCCAUCCACCUCACUGUCCCCCCUGCUCGCCUUGUUACCAUGGGGAGCAGAGCCUUCAGCCGCUCUGCUCCCCAGCUCUGGAACUCUCUCCCACCUGACCUCCGCAACACUGACUCACUCCCACAUUUUAAAUCCAAACUCAAAACUCAUCUGUUUAAACUGGCUUACUCCAUCUGACCACAACUCCUCUGUCCAUUCACUUAAAACUUUUUAAACUGUGUUUUAUUUACUGUUAGUUAUUUAAACUCUGUUUGUUUUUAAUGUUGUAAGGUGACUUUGAGUGCCAAGAAAGGCGCCUAUAAAUAAAAAGCAUUAUUAUUAUUAUUAUUAUUAUUAUUAUUAUUAAUACUGAAGACAUCAAAACUAUGAAAUAAUCUGGUUUUGCCAUAAUCUGGAUUACAACAGUAGUCAAAUAGGGCGAUCCAUUGUGUACUAACCCUGCCUCUGAACAACACAACUGAUGGUCUCAAACACAUUAAGAAGGCAAGUCAUUCUACAAAUGAACUCUUGACAAGGCUCAUGUUAAGACCUGAAACGCCUGCUAAAAACACCUUUAAAAACCUAAGCAUAAAUUGUACACAACCUCUGACAACCUGAAGAUUUUCUGGGAAAAAAUCUUGAGUUGUCAAAUUUCACUAAAACCUUUCUAUCUCAGCCUCUGGAGCAGAUAGAAACAUGAAAUGAAAACCAUUUGAUAGUUUAGAUUUUGGAACAUCAAUACUUUGCUCUUAGGUGCAUUAACAUUUUUUUAAAAAAUCAUCAAACAACAAAAAUAUAAAAAAUAUAAAUUAAAAUGAUUACAAAAUAUUUUUUCCUGCAAGUGGCAGUGUAACAAAGUGACAAGUGGAACAAUGCAACAGAUAAAUCAACAAAAAUGAAACAACAAAUGUUAUGAACAGUUAAUGUGGGCCAUGUCAACACACUAAGUCAGCUGAUGUCGCCGGACAUGCUUGCCAAAGCACUCAAUGUGGAGAGCCUCUUUGCGCUGCCUGCAGCCUAAGACGGUGGCAGUGGCACGAGCAUCAGUGCCACUUCUUGAAAUGACCUACACGUUGCAUCCGGUCUUAAAGGGAAAUACGCGUAUACGUUGCAUUCGGUCUAAAUGGUUUAGAAACCAUUCCAGGAGUCCACUUCAUGAAGCAGACUGAGAGAAUACCAAGAGUGUGCAAAGUUGUCAUGAGGGAAAA